AUGGAUUCAAGGAAUCCAUAUAGUCAGUCAUCUAGUUAUAUGGGCCUUCUUAACAGUCAAAACUUUCCUUAUGAAAGUUUCCCUCAGUUUAGUUCACAACAAACCGACGCUGGAACUCAAUCUGAAGACACACCUGUGGACCGUAAGGAGAGAAGGAAAUGGACCCCAUCCGAUGACGAUGUUCUAAUCAGCGGGUGGCUGAACACAUCUAAGGAUGCGAUCGUUGGAAAUGAUCAAAAGUCAGGGAGUGUUUGGAAACGAGUAGGCGAAUAUGUCGCAGCUAUUCCACAUGCUAGAGAGGGUGGUAAAACAAGAGAGCAUCUCCAUUGCAAGCAAAGGUGGCACAAAAUCAAUGAUCUAGUGAGCAAGUUCUGUGGCGCAUAUGCUGCAGCUGAAAGACAAAUCAGUUCUGGUCAGAAUGAAACAGAUGUUCUCAAGAUGGCUCAUGCGAUCUACUACGCUGAUCAGCACUCGAAGUUUAAUCUUGAGCAUGCGUGGUGUGUGUUGAGGUAUGAACAGAAAUGGCUUAACCUCAACACACCUAAACCCACUGGCAGUUCAAAGAGAAAAAUUGGUGAGACAGUUUCCGAAACUUCAAGCACGUGUCAUGGUGAUCAAGACAUCCGUCCUGAAGGUGUAAAGGCUGCUAAAGCUAAAAGGAAUAAUGGUCAAGGGAAGUCUGUUGCUGAGUAUUCGACCAUUUGGGAAAUGAAGAAGGAGGAUAUCAUGAUGAAGGAGAAGCUGUCUAAGCUGGCCAUACUAGACACUCUCCUAGCCAAAAAAGACCCACUGACUGAAGCUGAAGAAGUUGUCAAGAAUAAGCUACUCGCUGAGUAUUUCUGA
This is a messenger RNA of Brassica napus (rape), 843 nucleotides long. RefSeq names its product glutathione S-transferase T2-like. The record is from RefSeq and is a predicted model, not a curated record. NCBI's taxonomy places the organism in Eukaryota, Viridiplantae, Streptophyta, Magnoliopsida, Brassicales, Brassicaceae. The coding region runs from base 1 to 843 and encodes 280 amino acids. The transcript has a single exon.